Molecule: messenger RNA, 3676 nt
Organism: Callorhinchus milii (elephant shark)
Lineage: Eukaryota; Metazoa; Chordata; Chondrichthyes; Chimaeriformes; Callorhinchidae
Product: leukemia inhibitory factor receptor
Biological process (GO): cytokine-mediated signaling pathway
Cellular component (GO): external side of plasma membrane
Molecular function (GO): protein binding; cytokine receptor activity
Source: RefSeq, a predicted model, not a curated record
UGAAUUCCAUGGUGAAGGAUUCUGUCGUUUAUUUCCUCUGGAACCGAUCGACAGCAACAACAACAAGUUGCAUUUAUAUAGCGCCUUUCAAGUCAGAAAGAUGUCCCAAAGCACUGGAACAACGACCGAGGGUGGAACAAUGAAGUUGUUUGUGUUUUUAGUACUUUUUUUAUUUGAGUCACAUUUGGCAAGUGGACAGAAUGGAGAUCCUCCAGAAGCACCUACUGAUCUACGUUGCCUAUCCCAGAGCCUCGCCACUAUCGUCUGUUCAUGGAACCCAAACACAAGCCUCGAUACCACCUACACUGUCUGCCAGGACAGUUCAAGAAAAUGCACCUCAGUGGGAAGAAACACCUCUGUUGAAUUACAGUUUUCUCUGUUCAAGACUUUGCAAAUAAGAAUCAUUGCUAAUAAUUCCCUGGGCACACAGGAGUCGGAUAUAUUUACAGUGAACGAAAGCAAUAUCGUGUUUCAGCCUCACACACCGCGUAUGGUCAGGGUGUUCAGAGAGGAAUCAGACCUGGAGCUGCUGGUGGAGUGGAGCGAUGGUGCUGAUAUGUACAGCUUUGAUUUAAAUCUCCUGUUCCAGAUCCAGGUCAUCCAAACACAGAGCCUGAAGGAGGUCGGGACAGGGAAUCGCAGUGUGACUCUGAACCCUGGACAUAACCGAAUACUGCAGUGGAGCUGGCUGACAGAGAUGCGUCAAUGCACGUCUCACUCUGUGAGAGUCCGCUGUAUCAGCAAUGAACCUCAGUACCUGUUUGCUGGGAUCAAAGCUUGGAGUGACUGGAGCCCGUGGUCAACAUUGGAUGGAGAGGAUGUGUCCAAUCAAACCAGUAACCAUAUCUACCCUAAAGACGCGAUCGUCCUGGAAGCAGGAACCAAUAUGACAUUUUGCUGCAUCGCUGGUGUGGGAAGUUUUGUUAAAAGACUCACUUGUCACCCCGACGUCCCACAGAAUCUGACCUGUGAAACACGGGACUUGAAGACUCUGAAUUGUACCUGGGACCCGGGAAGAUUUACGGGACUGACUGCAGAACGCAAUACAAUCUACACUCUCAGUCACGGAUCAACAUCUCUCACGUGUGAUAAAGCUUCGCAGACCUCAGCAUAUUACUGGUGUGCUUAUACACUCUCCAAUACAAGUCAAUAUAAUAUCUCACUGACUGCUGAAAACCCACUGGGGAAAACACAAGCCAGCAUCUCAGUCAAUGUCACCCGAGUAGUUCACCCCUUUGCUCCUGAUAAUCUAAGGCAAGGACUCGUCACUGCAGACACAAUCACUCUGUUGUGGUUGGACCCAGUGAAUUACAAAGGCAUUUGGCUGAUGUGUGAGAUUGUGAUCAGCGAAGAGGGGGGUAAAAGCACGUUGCUCAACUACUCGGUACGUGGAGAAUCGCCGUAUAAAAGCCACGUGGUACAGAUAGACCGAUUGCGAGCCAACACAUUGUACACCAUCAGAGCCCGCUACACGUCUCAGCACUUCUGGAAGUGGAGUGAAUGGAGUAACACAGUGACUGUGCGAACCCAGCAAGCUGCUCCAUCAGUGGGUGUGGACGUCUGGAGAGACAUUAGUGUGAAUGGUUCCAGACGGAUGGUCACGCUUUUCUGGAAGUCCCUGUCAGACGCUGAGGCUAAUGGGCCAAUCGAGUCCUACACAGUGACAUGGAAGAAGGUGGGAGAUGGUGCUGUGAGCAGUGAGGAGGCCGUGAGCACCAGCACAGAGCUGGAGCUGGACACAGCUGCCUACAGCGUCAGUGUGGUCGCCAGGAACAGUGCUGGACUCUCUCCUCGCUCCACUAUCACCAUCCCUCCUCACAGAGGUGAUGUAGCUGUGGAGGUGGAGAGAGUGACUGGUUCGGAAGGUGGAUUCAACUUAAGUUGGGAGAGCAGACACCACAGGAGCUGUGGCUACACUGUGCAGUGGUGCAGACCCCCUGACUGCCAGCCAGAGUGGCUCAAAUUACCCUCCAACCUCCGGCACGCCGUCAUCCGAUCAGAUGUCUUUAAACCUGGAGUGCGCUACAACUUCUCAGUGUAUGAGUGCAGGCCGGACGGUGAUUACUUACUGGAGGAACAGGUUGGCUACACAAAAGAACUAGCGCCCACUGAUGGGCCUGAGGUGACAGUGAGGGAGACGGCGGGGGAUUGGAUUUGGCUGCAGUGGGAGGACAUCCCCCAGGACAAGCUACGAGGGUUUAUUGAGGGAUUUAACAUCUAUUAUAUCAAGAGCAACGCCUCGUCCCCAGCCUGGCUCAGCCAGCCCGCAAAGACGAUACGAGCCUCGGAGAAGAAGAUCUUUAAGAUCAAUGGCCUGAAUCCUGGCACAACGUACAACAUCGCUGUGAGCGCCUUCACUGGAGGAGGGGAGGGUCCGGUCAAACUGACCAUGGUCACUACCCUGAACAGCCCCCUCACCCUGAUCCUGGGCAUCACUGUACCUCUCCUCCUGGCCCUAAUACUGGGACUGAUGCUCAGUGUCUUCUGCUAUCGCAAACAGGAAUGGAUCAAAGAGAGCUUUUAUCCUGACAUUCCCGACCCCAAUAACAGCAAAGUUCUGCAGGAUGGAAAUUUCUUUCAGGGAGUCACCACCUGCAGUACGCUGGAGCCCAGGGACUGCAUCCCCAACGAGGUGCAGGUGGUGGAGGGCAGACAGCUGGCGAUGGAGGGCAGGAAGGGCAGCCUGUACGAGUCAAUCCCUGACGACACAUCCAACCAGGAGAGCCAGAGCCAAGGCGUGCUGUCCUACACCCCACAGCGGGUAUCAACCGAUACCAACCUGCCCUCCAACACCUCGGGCCGCACAAACCUAGCCUUCGACGUCUCCUCUCUGCCGCCCUCGCCUCCGUGCCCGAGCCAGGUCACCUACUCCACUAUCCAGAGCUCUGGGUACCAGCGGCAGGGCAGGCCGGGGCCCGAGCAACCACAGGCGCAGACAGAUAUCGUUGUGAAGUCUGGUUACCAGCCCCAGAUCCACUCCCACACCCCCCCAAGUGCUGCCCCUCAGGACCUCUCCUCCCCAGAGGUAUCCCUGCCCACACACUGCGGGUACAAGCCCCAGAUGCAGCCUGACAGCCUGGGCAUCGCUGACCAGCAGCCCCCCAUCACCACCCCCAUCGGCAGCCCCACAUCCGUCAAUUCCCAAACAUUCCUGCUCGCAGAGCAAGAGAGCGCUGAGCUCCCAGCCGGGAACAGGAGCUGGCCUCUCUCCUCCUUCUUCAACACAUGAACAGCUCCAAGUCCUUCUUGCAGCUCCUCCCUCCCUCCCCCCACCCCCGAACUGUCACUGGAAGCCAGGGGCAGAGGCCAGGAUUAUACCCUGAGGGGAGCCCAGGCCAAACCUUCCUGGUCCUCUCAGCUCUCCUGUGUGUCCUCAGCGUAAAAAUCCCACAACACGAUCGCAACACAGAAGGACGUUUCUCCCGGUGUCUAGGCCGACAAUUCCGCACAUAAACCGUCCGUUCACGUCCUGGCCGGCAGCUUUGGGACCUCACUGUGUGUAUUGGCUGCUGCUUCUCCCUGUCUGACAGUCAGUCUGACAGUCAGUCUGAUAGUCUGAUAGUCUGCACCCGACAGGGAUUGUGUUCUUUGAGAUGUUCCCACGUGACCCAAGUGCUGCAUAAACACAAGUUCUUUCUUUUUAUACCAGUUAAUAUAUUCCUCCCCACCCCCCCCA